Messenger RNA from Metopolophium dirhodum (rose-grain aphid), 1124 nucleotides. Its product is annotated as L-xylulose reductase-like. Gene Ontology annotation, molecular function: carbonyl reductase (NADPH) activity; L-xylulose reductase (NADPH) activity. The record is from RefSeq and is a predicted model, not a curated record. Gene Ontology annotation, biological process: glucose metabolic process; xylulose metabolic process. NCBI's taxonomy places the organism in Eukaryota, Metazoa, Arthropoda, Insecta, Hemiptera, Aphididae. The transcript has 6 exons. The coding region runs from base 95 to 817 and encodes 240 amino acids.
AUAUAAAUACGGUCAAUCUGCCAGUGAUUUGGACCAUUAUACCUUCAGUGCCGCCUACCCGCUCAAUCGUACAACUGCAGCCUACUGCUACGAUAUGGAAGAAUUCUUUAAGGGCAAAAAGUUCAUCGUCACCGGCGCUAACGCGGGAAUUGGCGAGACGAUUACUAAACGCCUAGUGUCAUUGGGUGCUCACGUUUUCGCUGUUGGACGUGACGCAAAGAAAUUACCACCGGCUACGCCUAACCUAACUCCAGUUUGUGCAGAUGUGGGUGAAUGGGAUUCCUAUGAUAUAAUUAAAAAAUUGGGACCUGUCCACGGCUUGGUGAACAAUGCUGGAGUGGCGUAUAUCGAGUCUUUCUUUGACAUGACACAAGAAGGAUGGGACAAAACAUUAAACAUCAACGCAAGAGGAAUCGUUCGCAUAAGUCAGGCUGUAGCACAGAACAUGAAGGACGCUGGAAUUAAAGGGUCCAUCGUUAACGUGUCCUCAACAAUUUCAGAAAGAGCUAUUCCAGACCACACGUCGUAUUGUGCAUCAAAAGGUGCAGUCAAUCAAGUGACAAGAGUUAUGAGUAUUGAGCUGGGGCCAUUGGGUAUCCGUACCAACAACGUCAACCCGACUGUGGUUAUGACAAAAAUGGGUGCUAAAGCAUGGUCUGACCCAGUGAAAUCGAACCCAAUUUUAAGUAGAAUACCAAUUGGACGAUUUGCUGAGUGUGACGACGUAGCAAAUGUGACUCUAUUUUUACUCAGUGACUAUUCUACUUACGUAAAUGGUGUUUCAAUUCCAGUGGACGGUGGAUUUUUGGCCAGUUAAACAUAGAUUACCUACCUAAGAAACAACUCCAUACCCACAUCACAAACGGUCUGAAUAUUAUCACGAGAGAAAAAUUUAAUUAUUUUAAUUAUAAAACGAUAAAGCUAAACGUAAUUUAAUUAAUUUUUAUUUGUUUUUUUUUUAAAUUUAAAUUUCAUGAAUUAUUGAUUAUUUUUUGUAAUAUACUUAAGUACGUGUUAAAAAAUUAUAACUUUCAAUUUUCUGUGUAGAUUAAAUACAAGUAGAUUUAUACACUUAUACAUUAAUUGUUUCAAUUUAAAGAAUAAAAUGGAAUUUUAGUUUAUUA